Octodon degus (degu) is the source of this 1270-nucleotide messenger RNA. RefSeq names its product p53 and DNA damage regulated 1 (gene Pdrg1). The record is from RefSeq and is a predicted model, not a curated record. Bases 88 to 489 code for a protein of 133 amino acids. The transcript has 5 exons. NCBI's taxonomy places the organism in Eukaryota, Metazoa, Chordata, Mammalia, Rodentia, Octodontidae.
GGAGAGUCAGCCCAGAGGUGAGCAGUGAGUUCCUGAGCAGAGCUAGAACCGAGCGGCGUGCGAGUCACAGCCCGAGCUGCGGCAGCCAUGCUGUCCCCGGAGGCAGAACGGGUGCUGCGAUACCUUGUUGAGGUGGAGGAGCUCGCCGAGGAGGUGCUGGCCGACAAGCGGCAGAUUGUGGACCUUGACACCAAGAGGAAUCAGAACCGAGAGGGCCUGAGAGCCCUACAGAAGGAUCUUAGCCUCUCUGAAGAUGUGAUGGUUUGCUUCGGGAGUAUGUUCAUCAAGAUGCCUCAUUCUCAGACCAAGGACAUGAUUGAGAAAGAUCAGGACCACCUGGAUAAAGAAAUAGAAAAACUUCGGAAACAACUUAAAGUGAAAGUCAACCGCCUUUUUGAGGCUCAAGGCAAACCGGAGCUGAAGGGCUUUAACUUGAACCCACUCAAUCAGGAUGAGCUUAGAGCUCUCAAGGUCAUCUUGAAAGGAUGAGACUUCAGUGCCAAGAUGGGGACCCACAGCUACCAUCUCCCCUGCAGUUGCGGAGACCCCAGUACUUUUGGCCUUGAAACCUGCAAGGACAGAUUGGCCCUGCAAGGGCACAGACAUCAGGAGUCUGGUGUGGCUCUUGCACAAAGCUUUUAGCGCUUGACUGCUCUGUGGUAUCAGGGACCCUUCAGCGUGUCCCUGUGUGCUGUUCCUGAUUCCUGGGGCUUGGUGGACACAAGACCUAUUGACAGGGCCUGGCAGCCAACAGUAGGUGUGGGUGUGAGAAUUACUGUAGCAGGCGCUUCUCAACAUUGGCCUGCUGUCUAGAUGGGCACAGGGGAAGGCGCGGGAUGGAGCAGGAGCCUCCGGCUGGCAUUCCUCAGAAGAGAGAGGCGGAGGCUGUUGGGGGCAGUGAGUGGCAGGAGUGGACCAGAGCAAGGGACAGGCUGAUGCAAGAAGCACAGACUGGCUGCCCCAUGUUAUACAGGGUCUGGGGCAGACACCUUGCCCAAUGCCUCCAGGUCUGGUCUUACCUGCUGCUUACUAGCCCAUGACUACUCUUGGGCAGAUGAGCCUUGCUGAAGUGGCCCUGGGAGGCCCAGCGGGUUACUUGCCUGCUGCUCUGUUAGUGUCAUCCCCUGCUUUUGUGGUCUGAGAUCCUGGUGUUUGUACUGUCGGGACAGAACUUUCCUGUGUGCUCUUUAAGGGCUUAAUAAAUUUUAUUUAAAUAAGCAACUUAUAGUCUUUUAUCUGAGGGCAUAACUCUUCUUUUAGAGUACCCCAC